Molecule: messenger RNA, 1456 nt
Organism: Mugil cephalus (flathead mullet)
Lineage: Eukaryota; Metazoa; Chordata; Actinopteri; Mugiliformes; Mugilidae
Gene: cryzl1
Product: crystallin, zeta (quinone reductase)-like 1
Exons: 13
Coding region: 165-1229 (354 amino acids)
Molecular function (GO): oxidoreductase activity
Source: RefSeq, a predicted model, not a curated record
CAGGUCAGCUGAUUUAAGCUAGUUAGUUUAGCUUUGACUGGAAACUAGCUGCACCGUUUCUUUAAUGCAGGACGCAACUGGUGUAUGAAAAUAAUUGUGGUCAGGAAUAUUUCAGAAUUUAUAUAUUCCCCAUUUGUUUAUUCGUGAAUUAAAUACGCAGAAGCAUGAAAGGUUUGUACUGUCGAGCUGGUGUCAGUGAUGCUGAGCCCAGGUUCAUUAUUCAGGAAACGACUCUCCCAGAUGUCUUGGACCAACAUCAGGUCAGAGUUCAGGUGAAGGCAUGUGGACUCAGCCCACUGGACCUGAAGUUGCUCAGUGACGUGGGGAUCCAGAGGGAUUUAAUUCCUGUUGGCAGAGAGGUGGCUGGGGUCGUCCUUCAAGUUGGCCCCAAGGUCACGUUCUUCCAGCCAGACGAUGAGGUUGUAGGGAUCCUUCCCCUGGACUCUCCGUGCUCUGGACUCUGUGACAUCAUUGACGUCGAUGAACACUAUUUAGUUCAGAAGCCAGAGAAGCUCAGCUCAGUGUCGGUCGCAGGAGCGCUGCGCGACGGCCUUUGUGCUUACACAGCUCUACACACACACGCUCGCAUUUCAGCCGGACACACACUCCUGGUCAUGGAUGGAGCCAGCCCCUUUGGCCUCUUGUGCAUCCAGCUGGCUUGUUAUCAUGGAGUGAAGGUUCUGACGACGUCGCACUCUCCGCAAAAACACACGUUCUUGGAGCAGCUUCGGCCCAGUGUAGGUGUUCAGGAUCCUUUAGUAGCCAGAGUUAUUCCAGUGUAUAAUGGCUCAGACCUGUUGCCAGUGGUCUUGGAGGAGACGGGCGGACUGGGAGUGGAUAUAGUCGUGGACUCUGGAGUUCGUCUGCAUGAGGAGGAGGAGGAGGAGUCAGAGGAGAAGAAAUUACUCCCACAUAAACAUGACAUCAUCAGUGUGCUGGGGGUUGGGGGACACUGGGUCACAGCCCAUCAAGACCUGCAGCUGGAUCCUCCAGAUUGUAGAUCAUUGUAUUUAAAAUCCGCCAAUGUGUCUUUCCUCAACCCUGAAGUCUGGACAGCUUCAUCAGCUCAGCAAGGAAGAUAUCUCCAUAUUCUGAAGGACAUUGUGGAGAAGAUGUCGACUGGGAUACUCCGGCCCCAGCCAGAGGAAGCAGUUCCUCUCUAUGAAGCCACAGUUGCCAUGGAGACCGUACAGCGUCAUCCGAAGAAAAAGGCUGUUGUUCAGCUCUGACCAAAAUAAUUACAUUCUGCAGAGAUGGAGGACGACGCAGCUCAAAGUGGAAUCACAGCAAACCUUCUUUGACUUUACUUGUUGAAUAGCUUUGUUUUGGGCUGAAACUCAUCAGAGCUGCUCUGCUAUUAGGUGAACAUUCUGCUGUCUGUUUGACUUUAAACUGUAUGAAGAAAAAAACUCUUGGUUAUUGAUUAGACCCGAUUAAAAGCUUUUUUUAAUGAAAA